Rasamsonia emersonii CBS 393.64 is the source of this 4038-nucleotide messenger RNA. Its product is annotated as EF hand domain protein. The record is from RefSeq and is a predicted model, not a curated record. NCBI's taxonomy places the organism in Eukaryota, Fungi, Ascomycota, Eurotiomycetes, Eurotiales, Trichocomaceae. Gene Ontology annotation, molecular function: protein binding; calcium ion binding. Gene Ontology annotation, biological process: endosomal transport; endocytosis. The coding region runs from base 1 to 4038 and encodes 1345 amino acids. Gene Ontology annotation, cellular component: plasma membrane; cytoplasm. The transcript is spliced from 6 exons.
AUGCAUCUGGCGCCCCCGGUAAGCCGCCAGCAUCCACCUCCAUUCCCAAGUUCCCGCCCGUCUCGUCGGCCAGAGUUGACCUUGCCUUGGUUAGCCUUCCCCUCCACGGGCGAAGACCUUCCUACGACUCCCUCAGACUUGAGGUGUGAGGAUCCUAGGCGCUCCGUUUCUCUUGCAUUCUGGAACACCGGUCCUCAACCGCCUCAUUUGUUUUUCCUAGCUCCAAGCCACGAUCAGCUGGCACCCACCGGGGUUCCCACCAAGCCCCCAGCUCUCCCGUCCAUGCCUACAGAAACAAUGCCGGAGGGUGGACCAAACCUCAAUCUCACGCCGGAGGAGAAGCGGGUGUUCUACCAGCUUUUCCAGGCGGCUGAUACGACCAACCUCGGUGUUAUCACGGGCGAAGUCGCUGUCCCCUUUUUCGAAAAGACGAAGCUUCCCGCGGAGACACUUGGAUUGAUAUGGCAGAUUGCGGACAAAGAGAACCGGGGCCUCCUGACGCCCUCCGGCUUCUCAAUGGUCCUGAGAUUGAUUGGGCAUGCGCAAGCCGGUCGCGCUCCUACAGAGGAGCUGGCCUUGCAGCCUGGUCCUUUGCCGCGAUUUGAGGGUCUAACAGACGCUCCCCCGUCGCGUCCCUCUACUGCUAGUCCUCCCCCGCCUGGUCCGGUCAGGGUUCCUCCGUUGAACCCUGACGAUGUUAACAAAUUCAAGUCUCUCUUUGACAAAUCAGAGACCCAAAAUGGAGUCAUGUCGGGUGAGACGGCGAAGCAGAUAUUCGAGCGCGCAAGAUUGCCCAAUGAGGUUCUGGGCCGCAUAUGGAAUCUUGCAGAUACGAAACAGCGCGGACAGCUGGACGCGACAGAAUUCGUUAUCGCCAUGCACCUCCUGACGUCGUAUAAGACCGGCGCUAUGCGGGGAAUCCCCCAGUCCCUACCACCGGGUUUGUAUGAAGCGGCUUCUCGACGAGUUGCUCGCACAUCUACCGGUUCUCGUGGCGGUUCAGAUAUACCACCAGUGCCGGCUAUACCGACGCAGUUUACCGGUCCGCAGCGGACUCAGAGUCCACUGAACAGGCAGCCUUUUCCUUCACCGCUCUCUGCACAAUCAACGGGUGGUGAUUGGUUGAUCACCCCUCAGGAGAAGGCGCAUUUCGACUCCAUCUUUGCGACGGUGGAUACUGCAAAUUCAGGCGUGAUCAGUGGUGACCAGGCUGUUGUAUUUUUUGCGAAUGCCCAGCUUCCGGAGGAAACGCUAGCGCAGAUCUGGGAUCUGGCCGAUAUCGAUGCGGAUGGGCAGUUGACUAAGGACGAGUUCGCUGUUGCCAUGUAUCUUGUGCGCCAGCAACGAACCAAGAAGGAGCCUCUUCCGCCCACGCUUCCCCCUGCCUUGGUUCCCCCAAGUAUGCGUCGUCAAGCUGCUGCAAGAACUGUGCAAACGCCAGUCUCUGCUCCAGCGCCAGCGCCAGCUCCGGCGGCUCCUGCGCCACGGUCCGCCGCCGAGGAUCUCUUCGGACUGGAUGCCUUCAGCACUCCGGCUCCUGCCGCACCUGCUCAGCAGCCUCAAUCCACUGGAGGGUCGAAUCCGCCUUUCCAGUCCCCAGGGUCUCCUUCGAGAACGUCUCAGCAGGGAUCAUCCACUGCAUUCAAACCUUUUGUUCCUUCUUCUCAAUUCGGCCAGAGUUUGAAUCCCCAGUUGACCGGUGCUGGGGCUACGGCCAAAUCUCCCCCAGCUCCUGAUGAUGAUCUGCUGGGCGACAAUGACCCCGAAGAGAGCAAGAAGCUGACUCAGGAGACGACCGACCUCGCCAACCUGUCGAAUCAGAUCGGUUCUCUGUCCAAGGAGAUGCAGAAUGUCCAGCAACAGCGUGCAGCAGCAGAACAAGAAUUCUCUCAAACCUCGCAACAGAAGCGCGACUUUGAAGCGCGCCUGGCACAAGCUAGGGCGAUGUAUGAGAAAGAGCUUAAGGAUUUCAAGGCCCUUGAAGAGCGCUUGAAUGCUUCACGAGCGGAAACGAAGAAACUCCAGCAGGAGUAUGCCCUGAUAGAAGCCAGCCGGCAGGACUUGCAGAAUCAGUAUGACCAAGUGUCCGCUGCACUAGCAGCUGACCAGAGCGAGAACGCGGCUCUGAAGGAGAAGAUCCGUCAGGCGAAUGCUGAGGUGAACCAGCUCAAGCCGGCACUGGAAAAGGCUCGCUCCGAAGCACGCCAGCAGAAGGGUCUGGUUGCCAUCAACAAGAAGCAAUUGGCCACCGUCGAGGCUGAACGCGAUAGGAUUCAAGGGGAAAUUGACUCGCUUGUAAAAGAGAAGCAGGAAGCGGAAGAGGCCCCUGCGCCAGUCACUACCGGUGCUGCCGAUGUCUCCAGUCCGGCCCUGUCGACAGCGAGCCAGCAGACCAAUCCGUUCUUCAGACGGACUACGACGGGCUCCUCGGAGAGGACUUUGUCACCUUCUUCCAACCAGCAGAGCGCUUUCGACAACCUAUUCGGCCCAGCGUUUUCCAGUCCAUCAACACCGACUCCCCCGCCUCCAACGUCUUUUAGGGCUGGGUCUCCGUCGGUGCAGCAGGCACGAGAUGCUUCUAAGAGUCCUGACACAUCCGGAAUUCCGACUCCGUCAGUGUCACCGCCUCCUCAAUCGAACUUCGUUUCACUGCGUAAUGAAGGACCUGGGACCCCACCGAGACCGACAACCUCCAAUGCAGUGUCAGGGCCCAGUGAAAGCAGUGGUAACGACAAGUCAGCGGCGCGCUCUCCAUUUGACGGCGCACAGGAGCCUACAACCGAGGAAAGCCACGACCCUGUUACUUCAUCGCAGGAUGAUUCUAAACAGCCGUUCCCUAGCCUGCCCGGCGAAUUCCCUACCGAGACAUCGACUGGUGCCGAGGGACCUUCGGCUCCACGUAAGGAUCCUAGUUUCGAUGAAUUAUUUGGCAAUGUCGCCCGUGAACGGUCUCAAUCUCAGAAAGCAAACGAUUUUGAAGAGGCUUUUGCUGGAAUGAAGCCGCGUACUACCGCGCAGGGCAACAAGGUCAACGGUGACAGCGAGUUUCCUCCGAUCAGGGAGUUUGACAAUGACGAUGACGAAAGCACCGACAGCGAAGCUCCUUUGGGCUUUGAUGACAACUUCACUCCCAGCUCUCCGCCAGACAAGGAGCAUUCGAAGAGCGACUCGAUUGAUGCCGCACAAUUACAAGCGUUCCCUGCUCCCGGAACCGGAACUGGCGCUGCACCUGCCCAGCCUCCUCCGGCAGACGCUCAGAGUUCUCCUCCCAACUAUGAUCAGAGUGCGCCUAGGAAGGAGUCAGGGGAUUUCCCCCGUGAGUUUGAUGGUCUGGUGCCUAGUCGAGCAGACCCCACUAAGGCUCCAGAUGCUCCUCAUGCGGUGGAAUCCUCCACGGGUGCUCCGAUCGUCGCUGGAGAGGCCCAAAAGAAAGCUGGAGCCCCAGAUUUUGAUGCCGCCUUUGCAGGCCUAAAUCUAGCCCCAGCAAAGGAGGAGGACGAUUCUUCUGACGAUGAAACUGAGUCUCAAUUCAAUAAGCAAGUGAAUGAAUUUGACUUUUCCUUUGACUCGCCAUCACAACCGGCAAAAGCGGCGACGACGUCACCAGCACAGCCUGGCACGUCCAGCACGGCGGCGUCAGAGUUCUUCAAUUUUGACAACAGUGUUCACCCGUCGGCUGCGGAAGCAGCAUCUACUGGAUCGACCACUCAGCCACCGACUGGGGGAAAUGCGCCAAAGACCCAACAUGAUUGGGAUGCAAUCUUCGCCCCUCUUUCAGGAGCGAAGGCUCCUGAAAGCGAAGGUAACGGCACCGCUAACCCCUCCGAGUCCAAGACUCCCCCGACCUCUGAGAACCGUCAACCGGGGUGGGCCCUCGCCGCGGACACGGAGGAUGACUUGAUCUUGCAGCGAUUGACCAGCAUGGGUUAUCCUCGGGACGAGGCACUGGCUGCAUUGGAAAAAUUUGAUUAUAACAUUGACAAGGUGAGUGCGGCCCGUUCUAAAUGGUCCCUGGAAGAUCUAGUGGAAGGUAGCUAA